AUGGAGAACGAACGCGGCGAGCUCGUCGACCUCUACGUCCCCCGCAAGUGCAGCGCCACCGGCCGCAUCAUCAAGGCCAAGGACCACGGCUCUGUUCAGAUCAGCAUCGGCAAGGUCGACGAGAACGGCCGCUACACCGGCGAGAACCAGACAUACGCCCUCUCCGGCUUCGUCCGCGCCAUGGGCGAGAGCGACGACUCCAUCAACAGGCUCACCCAGAAGGACGGCUUCCUCAAGGGUGUCUGGAGCGCGCAGCGAUAA
Messenger RNA from Didymosphaeria variabile, 261 nucleotides. Its product is annotated as 40S ribosomal protein S21. The transcript has 2 exons. Bases 1 to 261 code for a protein of 86 amino acids. Gene Ontology annotation, molecular function: structural constituent of ribosome. Gene Ontology annotation, biological process: translation; endonucleolytic cleavage to generate mature 3'-end of SSU-rRNA from (SSU-rRNA, 5.8S rRNA, LSU-rRNA); endonucleolytic cleavage in ITS1 to separate SSU-rRNA from 5.8S rRNA and LSU-rRNA from tricistronic rRNA transcript (SSU-rRNA, 5.8S rRNA, LSU-rRNA). Gene Ontology annotation, cellular component: ribosome; cytosolic small ribosomal subunit. Lineage: Eukaryota; Fungi; Ascomycota; Dothideomycetes; Pleosporales; Didymosphaeriaceae. The record is from RefSeq and is a predicted model, not a curated record.